GACUGCUGCGCUUGAUUAACAAGCAGAUCGCAAGUUAAGAAUUACGAUUUAAAAGUGGUAAACAUACAGACAAACAUAUAUAUAGGGCGUCUGGCGUUUUCUAACAAUGCAAAUCAUUUUUCAUGAAAACUGCGCGUACGUGUGUAAAUCGAAUUUUUGAAUGAAGUGACAUUGAUGUGAUUUUGCGCAACGGUAAAGCAUAAAUCGCACCCGCUGCUGUCAAGUAAUGUGUAACUAACUAAACUCACUUACUUAGACGAACGAGCACACUUCACAGCACUUCUGCAAAUACGCUUAUGAGCGAAGGUAGCGUAGAAAAACGAGCGCGUCAAUAAAGUGUUAAAUCGUUUAAGUACUGUUUAUAUUGGCGUGGCACGUGUUUUCCCCGUUUUAGUACCUUGUGCACAUGAAUGUGUGAUGUUGCCGACGACAACAUUUCGCCGCCGCAAUGGCUACGAGGAUCUGGACAAGUGCAAUCAAUCAUUAGAGGAAUAUCUGCCGAACGUCCUUGUGCGCGCCGAGGGUCAAACAGCAUGGGCAGCGACGCCAACCCAGUUGGGUCAACAAAAGCAGCAAACUAAUCGUAUUUUCUCAAUCUCAGAUACGGCAUUAAAUGUAACACCACCGAAAAAUUCCAACACGCCGGCAGCACCUUUAAGCAGCCUGUCCCAACAGCAAUCAACGUCGCACGCUUCACACAAUCAAUCUACGCUCAGUCUCAAUAAUGGCAUUAGCCUUGGCUCCAUCGUGUUGUUGCCCGGUCCCUCACGUACGCAAAGUUAUGCCAACCUGAACCAUGAGUUCUAUGCUGCUAGUAUGUAUGGUAGUGGUGCCGCCAAAAAGUGCGGCAACUCCUAUAUGCGCAAGGAAAAUUUGCGUUUACUUUGCUUCGCACUCUUUUAUUGUGUGUACUUAGCAAUCGGUAGUGUUUGCUUUCAAAUUGCCGAAACGCCGAUGGAGGAGUCAUUGCGUAGCACUGUGCGUCAACAACGCACCGAAUUCCUGCUGAAGUAUCCACAAAUAUUGGAUGAAGACCUCGAAGAGUUUCUCAAAGCCGUGAUAACAGCCAACGAUCGAGGCAUAUCACCGUUACGCAAUGCAACAAAUGAAAUGAACUGGAGCUUUGGUCAGGCAUUCUUCUUCUCAAGCACCGUGAUAACAACAAUCGGAUACGGCCAUGUAACGCCACUUAGCCAAACGGGGAAAAUAUUCUGCAUAAUUUAUGCGGCCAUUGGUAUACCACUCACGUUGGUGCUAUUGAGUGCGAUGGUGGAGCGGCUGUUGGUCCCGGCCAGCUGGUUGUUGGGCACUUUGAAUUCGAAAUUGGGUCAUCUCUAUCAGCCCUUCAAUAUACGACUUUUGCAUCUAAGCAUUGUGGCUACGCUUGUUAUCGUCUUAUUCUUUGGUAUACCAACCGCAGUUUUUGCUUAUAUUGAACCCGCCUGGGGUGCUUUGGACGCUUUCUACUAUUGUUUCAUCUCAUUGACAACUAUUGGGUUGGGUGAUUAUAUACCUGGCGAGGGUGUGACCAUUGGCAAUCGUUCCAUGUACAAAAUAUUCAUAAGCGGUUAUUUGAUUUGUGGUCUCAUUGCAAUGAUGUUUGUGCUGACGAUCUUCUAUGAUAUACCGCAACUCAAUCUAGGUCAACUGUUCACUGAAAGCACAAAUGGUGAAACGGAAAAGUUGCGCCUAUCCGGCAACAAUACCACAUGCUAUUCUGGCCCAUCAGGUCUGUAUAUGCCACAGCGUGAUGAGGAUACUAGGCGUGCCGUAGUUCGCAUACGUCCACACGGCGACGAUUCACCCAGUCCCGAUGAAGCACCAUCUUCGCUCAAUAGCGACAUAAGAGUCCCAUAAGCAUAGACUAGGAGCGGCAUUUGCCGGAUGAAUUGACGGUGAAGAUGGCGUUGUUGGAGCAACUACUGCGUACAUGUACGUAUAUAUCGUUGGCAAAACACUUGGCAUAUCCUAGAAACAACAUAAAAUAAUCCAAAACCGUACUCGUAUCAUGCACUCAAGUAACCACUCUACAAAAGUACAUACAUAUGUACAUAUGUAUGCAGUUUUAAGGUAAAUAAGGGAGUAUUUAGCACAUGCCCGUUACCAAGCAUAUGCCAGCGGGCCGGUUACAAACUACAUUCUAUCAAUUGCCACUUUAAUUAAUUAUUUUUUUAUUUAAACAAAUGAAGCAUAAACAAAGACAAAUCUUUUGAAUGUACAAAACGAACAGCAUACAAUACAAAAAAUACCUAUUUAAAUUGCUCUACUCAAAAACUAUACUAUUUUAAGCAUUAAGUAAAAAAAAAAAACAUAGAAAAACUAUCAACUUCUUGGCAAAUGUCAUGAAACAUUGUAGAAAUACUGUAAAGCUAUCAUAAAAAAGCAAAGUGUUGAAUGUUGCAAUUCUAGGGGGUAAUGUAAGGUGCAAUUAGUUGCAGGUCUACUUAUUUCUAACGGUAGUUUGUAGUUGUGGAAAUUAUAAACAUAUGUAUAUCAAUUUAUCAUAAUUAUGUGCACUCUAGCAGACUGUGCGGGCAAGUUUAAAUUCAGGUCCUAUACAUGUAUGUAUAUAUAGCUAUGUAUAUCGCAUGAUCGGACAGGAAUGCGUCUAAUAUUAGAGUGCUUCAAACAUAAAAGAGCAGAAUGUGUGGUUUUUCGCUUUUAUUUACAAAAAACAAAAACAAUACAAUUUUUUGUGCUUAACGAAUAAUGGGAGAAAACAAAAUAGCAUCACUAAAUAUAUAAAACAAAAGGAGUCAAUACCUAGUCGCGUAUCCUUUAUUAUCAAGAACAGCCUGUAAGCACUUUGGAACUAUUUUGACAAAGUUUUGAUCUACCUCCGACUCUAUGGAGUUCCAAGCCUGCGCUGGUGUUUGUAUUGGUUUGAGUCAGUUGUGUUUCAACCGAAGCCUUACAGUGCCCGUGUGUGCUUGGGGUCGUUGUCUUAAUAGAAAGCAAUAUUUUUCGCGCUACCCUACUUCUCCGCACUUUGUGAUCAAGUUCGGCAUUUGGUUUACGCCACACAAACAUUUUGCCAUCUGAGCCCUGCAAAUUAAAUUUGCUUAGGUCAGUGAAAACUAUCAAAUAAAUGUAUUUUGAGAUGAAAUAUUGUGAAACUAUAUGAUUUCAAAAGUCUUCUGAGUUUAGUAAAUAUUCCUUAGCAUAUUUCAGCCUUUUGUUAUUCGAAAGGCUAAUGAAAGUUUAUUUUUCUGGCAAUUUUUUUCGGUAAUCGGAUUUUGUGUAACGUAUUACGAACAGUAUUUAGGCAAACAUCUUUUUCAUUUCGAAUAUUUAGAUAAUUUUUCAGUUAUUUUGCAGUUUUGAAAUGAUCUUCUGUGGCUUCCUUUAGUAUAGAACGCCCUUCUCGUACAAUAAUAUCUAACCGUGACCUUUUUUUCUUUACUGUUGAUUUAAAUAGAUUUUCCUACCAAUUCAGCGAUUUCAUGCAUGAUUUCGUCUUCACCAUUAAAUUUAAUACUAAUUGACUUAUUUCCAACAAAACUUCUCUGCCACCAAAUAUGACUGAGUGAGACAAAAAAUGCAAUUAUCAAGCUGUUUUGAUCCGAUUAUUCGUUGAGAGCAUAAAAUUGAGUUAUUUAUUUUUUCUACGCAAAUUUACAGUUAUCAUAAAGGAUAGUUGUUGUUUUUUUUAUUGAUGAGAGAGAUAGGAUUAUGAAGUGUAAAUAAAAGCAAAAACAACACAUUCUACAUUCUCUUGUGUUUUUAUGUUUAUAGCAAAUUAAUAUUAGACAAACUCCUGUUCGAUUAUGCAAGGGAGCCACAGUACAUACAGUGGAUGGCGAAAGUCUGCAAACGGCAAAUUUUUAUUUUUUAAUCUUUUUAAUUGGCCAUUUUAGUUUUCGUAUUUAUUAUAUUUAAUUUAAGUCGAUAAUCAAUUUUGAGGUAAUAUAGUAAUCCAAAACUAUCAAAUAAUUAUUUUGAUAGCUAACCUAAAAAAAUAUAACAAUAUGAGCACUUUUACGUUAUGAUCACGUAAAAGUGCUCAUAUUGCAAUAAUAAUGGAGAACAUGCAUGUUUAUAUAAGGUAUGUAUAGUAAAUAUUUGUGCUUAAAAUUAAAGGAUUUAUUUGGCAUAGAAUGAUCAAAUACAAAAAAAAACUUUCGUAAUGAGACUCUCAUAGCAACCCUCGCCCAUAUAACAAAAAAUUGGUACAGUCGAUUUUCACUAGCAAAUUCAUUCGCCCCAGAUAGGAGCAGGUUGUAAUCAAUUGGUGUCGGGUCCUGACUGCAAGGUGGUGUCCAUCUUUGACGCAUGCUCGAACAAUACUCAUUCAAGAAAUCACGAAAUUGUCUAAGAAGUGGUUUUAGUACGAAAUCCUAUCAUUCCGACUUCUUAGAGCGUAACCACGUAAGUUACAGAAAUAGUGAAUAUUUUUACUAAACCUUAUAUGCCCAAAAAACUUGACCCUUAUUUCACUUAAAAAGUGCAACAACUAAGGAAUUUUUUCUGCAAACUACCAAUUCUCUUCAGAAUAAAUAUUUGUUAGUUAGAUAUCAGUUAAUGUUCGAAGAAAAACUAACGUACGGGAGCAGACUUUUGUCACCCACUGUAUAUUUUAAUGUCUUUAUAAACUUUGAAUUAGAAUGUUUAGAAUUAGUUAUGUCCUACUCAAAAAGGCGUUAUUCGAGUAUUUUUAUUUACAAUUAUUGGCUAUCUUCAAAAUACAUCUGCUUUUCAGUUAAAAUGAUUUUAAAAAGAUUUCAUUUAUAUUACUUUUGUCCUUUUAGCCACUAAUACCACAAAAAGCGUGAAUUUUUAGUUAAUUUUGCUCUCUGAACAUUAAUGUUCUAAAUGUAGCGAAUUUGGUCAAAAGUAGGGAAUAAGAUAUAGACUGAUUAUGGACGAAAGUUAUAUAUGUAUAUAUAUAUAUAUAUAUAUUGCUCGAUCAAAUGAAAUGAAGAAUGAUUUUAUUAUUAAUUAAUGUUUUACAAAAAAUAUAGUUGAAUACAGACACUAAUUCUAAAAUUAGAAAAUCAAUACAAAUCUAUAGAAUUUAUAAAAUCCUGUAACAAAAUGACUAAAGAAUUUUAUUAAAAACAUUUUCCCGUUUGAAGUGCCGCAAAAAGUUUGACUAAAUCUGAUAUGAGCGCGAUUUCAAGCAGAGAAUUUCAUAUUAACAUUUGAAUUUUAUUAUUUGACACCUUUUAUGAAAUUUUGUUUAAGCUUUAAUAAUGUUUUAAUUAAUCUUAGAGAGCACUAAUGUUGUGUAUGUAUUUGUGAUGUUUUAAUUGUAAUAUAAUUAUUGAAAAGCGUGCAUAUACUUCUGGAUACAUGAAUAUUUAAUUGCCUAUAAAAAAAUACAAGAAAUAAUUCAAGUGAAAGGAAGUAAAAAAUGGAAAACAUGAAAACUAAAAUAACACACAUUUUUAAUUCACAUACAUACAUACAUAUACAUAUGCAUAUAAUUACCGACAUGAAACAGACAUUUUUUAUAUUCAAAUAGGGAUUAUUUAUAUAGUAUAAUAUACCAUAUGUACAUAUAUUAGAAUGAAUGGCCCGCAGAUAAUGGACAAUGCUUUAUUCGAGACAUAUUUAAGGAAUAUUCUAUGACGACAACAACAAUAAACACAAUAAUAUCAAUUUAAUAAAUAUUCUUAUGUAGUUUACUUUAUAAGAAUAAAUAAAACGAAGUGAAAUGUAAUAAUAAAAGUAUAUAAUGAUCAUAAAUGAUAUGAAGAGAAUACUUCGGGCCUUCCCAUUAAACAAAAUGAUAGUGAAUUGUAUUUGUUCCGUUCCAUAAAAUGUUAAAACGUACCAUAAAUGAAAUAUACAAUGCGGAUAGGUCAAUAAUAAUAAAUAAUAAACUGUAUUUUAUAAAUAACAUAUGACACACAAAGCUAUGUAAAGAUACCAGAUAAAAUGGGGUCGUUUGUAACUCAAACAUAAAUAAUUAAUAUAAUAAUGAGCAUGAAUAAACUAAAAGUGAAGUAAGAGUACUAUUGAAUGAAUUUCUAUUCAAAGGGUUUGUUACAUGCAACGAUUAUUGGAAGGGCCCAUAGUAUUUAAUAAACAUAUGUAUGUUUGCUGAACCUUUUAUGUACCUAAAAUAUAAAUUGUAUUAUACAAGUAAUUUACCAGUAUAAGUAAGCACAUGUAUGGUUAUUUUUUCGCAGUAUAAAAUUAAAAAAUUUAUUCAGUAAUAUAAAGUUAUACAAGAUUUCAUUUAUUUAGUUACAUACGUAUAAUGUCUGAGCACGAUCAUCUAUAUAUUAUACAUACAUAUCUAAGUUCACAAAAAAAAAAAUAAAUAAAACGAAUAAACACAUAUAUACCCAACAUAUUGUAAGUAAGUACAUUAAAACGCAUCUAUAACAUUUGAAAAGUGUUGCAAUAGAUAAAAUUGUUACAAGAGUAUAACUUGUCUAAAGUAUGUAAUCAUAUGACCAAAUAAAUUAAUCAUGUGUAGUGUGAA
Bactrocera neohumeralis is the source of this 6433-nucleotide messenger RNA. Its product is annotated as potassium channel subfamily K member 1-like. Lineage: Eukaryota; Metazoa; Arthropoda; Insecta; Diptera; Tephritidae. Gene Ontology annotation, molecular function: potassium ion leak channel activity. The record is from RefSeq and is a predicted model, not a curated record. Bases 418 to 1857 code for a protein of 479 amino acids. The transcript is spliced from 5 exons. Gene Ontology annotation, cellular component: membrane. Gene Ontology annotation, biological process: potassium ion transmembrane transport; stabilization of membrane potential.